This is a messenger RNA of Funneliformis geosporum, 684 nucleotides long. The record is from the annotation of a GenBank genome assembly. Lineage: Eukaryota; Fungi; Glomeromycota; Glomeromycetes; Glomerales; Glomeraceae.
AUGGCUAAAACUAUCCAAGAAACUAUGUCAAACUUAGGUCAGGCCUACGAUUUAGUAAUUACUGAUUUAGUUAGAAAAUUAAAAAAGAUGAAAGAAGGAGUAAUUAAACUAGGAGACUUACAUAAAAAGCAACGGAUUAUUAAAAGAAGUGCCUUAACUGGCAAAGCUUAUGCUUAUUAUCAAGUUAGAAUAGCCGUCCUUUGUGUUGGUUUAUACUUUUAUGGUCAGCAGACCAAAGAUAACAAUUAUUUAAAACAUUUACCCACUAUCGGUGGUUUACCAAAUAAUCAGAAUAAUCAACCGAAUGGUUUUCAACAAGCCAAUCAAUCGCAAACUAAUUUUCAAGGACAACCUAAUGCCCAAACUCAGCAACCGCCUUCAAUCAUCAUGAAAUUAAUGACUUCUUGUUUACCAGUCUUACUAGAACAGUUUACUGGUCAAGCGAUGCCUUCGAUGGGUGGCAAUCAGCAGGUUGAAUUAGUUCUAUCCCAAGUGAUUAGUUUACAACAGCAAAUUAUAACUGGUCAACAAAAAAUAGAUCAAAGACUAACCCAGUUAGAGACUAGUGCUUCCCAGCAAUUCACCGGUUUAGCCCAAGAAGUUAAAAGCAUUAAGUCUAUCCGUUUAACUCAUGACCGCGAAAGAAAACAAAUUGAAUUUAAUGGUACGCAGCAAGAAAAUUAA